AUGGCCAGUGACGAAGACUACAUGUCCUUUCUGAACAAGGCAAACCAAGACUUGAGCGACGGCCAGGCACUAGCCAAACACCAGAAGGAGGAGCAGGGCAAGGCCGCUUUCAAGACGACGGACCAAGGAAGCCAGGCCCCCAAAGCGAUUCAAGCGGCAUGCCGGGACGCCAUCUAUGUCACGGAUGCGGACGAGCCGUUUGAGGAGGUUUCUCUGAAAUGGAGCGGUGAUGGGCUACCAGAUGAGACCGAAUUUGCCAGGCUCAUCAAUCACUGGGAUGCCGAUUCCGCCGACGUGAGCAUCAUGGAUCCCGUCGACUGGGAUUGUCACGGCCAGUAUUCGGGAAUUAUUGACGCAGUGAGAGAGGCCACCAAGGGCAAUGACGUGAGGGUGUACCGCGUGGUGCGGGACGCGACCCGGUCGGAAUACUGGGUGAUUUCCAGAGACGAGGGACGGAUCGUGGGCGCGAAGGCUCUGGGGGUGGAAAGCUGA
Molecule: messenger RNA, 492 nt
Organism: Ustilaginoidea virens
Lineage: Eukaryota; Fungi; Ascomycota; Sordariomycetes; Hypocreales; Clavicipitaceae
Exons: 2
Coding region: 1-492 (163 amino acids)
Source: RefSeq, a predicted model, not a curated record